AUGAUCAGGAGGCUUAGUCCAGAUUUAAUAUCAGACAGCGAGGAAGAGAGACUCAGAAAGUGUCAAUCGGUUUCACUUGAAAUCAUUGAAAUAUCCUCAGACGAUGAUGACAACUCGCUUACAACAGAUGGUACUCGACAGGGCCAGAACACUCCCGUCAACACAGGCUCAUUUCGUGGACCGUCCGAAAUUAUCGAAUUGACAGAUAGUGAUACUCCGAGUCACGAUACAUCCUCUGACUUUCCAGACAAAUUGACUGAUCUUGUCAAGAGCCCCACCAAAAUUCCGAGGAAACCUGUAGCUCAGCGCCCGAAAGACUUCCUAUCACUUUAUGUUGAUGAGAGCGAUGCAGACGAUGGUUCCAUUCUCGUUUUGAAUGAGCCUCGAAGUGCACGCAAACCCAUUCGCCGUGCUCAGAUAUCCACUGUCAAUUCACAUUCAUCUGGAGAGGAUAAAAGGCUGUCUGGCACCUCUCAAGCAAUCUUAGGCAGCAUAACGCCACGAAUAAAUAAACCACCCCCCAGGAUCCCCACGCGCAGAAAAGCAGAGGAGCAGGCACGUCGCGAGAAAUAUGCUGCACAGCUCUUUGAAGAGCUUAAUAGCACAAUAUUUAACAACGGUCUCCCCCGAGAGACGAAAUUGAAUUGGAACAAACGCCUCUUAACUACCGCGGGAAGGGCCAAGUGGCACAGGUCUAGGGAUGGUGUUCAGACGACAGAGAUCGAGUUGGCUACCAAAAUUUUGGAUUGUGAUGAACGGAUACGAAAUACUUUGUCGCAUGAGAUGUGUCAUCUGGCAUCCUGGAUCAUCAAUAGCAGCCCGAAAGAAGGUCAUGGCCAAAUUUUCAAAGCCUGGGCCAACAAAGUGAUGGUCAAGCAUCCAGAAAUCGAAAUCACAGUAGGCAACUACGAGCGCAAAACAAGGCACAACUAUGAGAUUUCCUACCCAUUUGAGUGGAAAUGCGAAAAGUGUUCAAAAGUGUAUGACAAGUUUAGCAAAUCCAUCAGACCUGAUGAAUGCGUUUGUGGCGUUUGUAAGAUCGGAAAACUCAUCCCCCUCUUCAUGCAAAGAGCACCUAGGACCCCUAAGGCCAGCAGGAUGGCUACUGCUCUGCCUCGAGAUUCCCCUCGUCCUGUCCAGGAAACCAGGCAAACCCCGACCGAUAGCACGGUGUAUUCUAUAUCAUCAGAGGAUGAGGUGGACAUAUUGAUCGGCGCCAUUGACCAUGUGACUCUGAACGAUGGUGAAACUCCGCUUCGAGCUACGUAGUCCUACAUUUAUGAUGAUCUACCCAUUGGUUUAUCGGACUGGUAACCAGAUGGAUACUUUAGCGACGAUAAGGAUAGACUAAAAAUACAAAGGCAAUUUGCUACAAGAGUAUACCCAUCUACAAAUAUCAAAUAUUUACUCGUCCUGUUUUUACAGGUAGCCGCGUGCCGAAUUCAAAUUGAUCGUAUACGUAGGGCCGCGUCAGAAUUGCGUUGAACUUUUGUACAUCUGUAGCAGGCUCAAAAACAAAAUGAGUGAUGAGAGUAGCCAGGAAUAUCUUGGUUUGCAACAUCGAGAACUUCCAGCCCGGACAAGCAUGUGGACCAAGUGAGAACGUCAUCAGGUUCGCGAUUCCUGGAUGAGAGGGAGCGCGUGCAGAGUUAGGCAGACAAAACCAGCGAUCGGGG
Suillus bovinus is the source of this 1676-nucleotide messenger RNA. Its product is annotated as SprT-like family-domain-containing protein. The record is from RefSeq and is a predicted model, not a curated record. The coding region runs from base 1 to 1269 and encodes 422 amino acids. NCBI's taxonomy places the organism in Eukaryota, Fungi, Basidiomycota, Agaricomycetes, Boletales, Suillaceae. Gene Ontology annotation, cellular component: nucleus. The transcript is spliced from 14 exons.